Messenger RNA from Pimephales promelas (fathead minnow), 4229 nucleotides. RefSeq names its product calpain 9 (gene capn9). Gene Ontology annotation, biological process: proteolysis. Gene Ontology annotation, molecular function: calcium ion binding; calcium-dependent cysteine-type endopeptidase activity. The record is from RefSeq and is a predicted model, not a curated record. NCBI's taxonomy places the organism in Eukaryota, Metazoa, Chordata, Actinopteri, Cypriniformes, Leuciscidae. Gene Ontology annotation, cellular component: cytoplasm.
UGUAAACACAAACUUUUAUUUUGGAUGCGAUUAAUCGCGAUUAUUCGUUUGACAGCCCUACCUUUUAUUUAUAUAAAUGAAUAAAUAAAAAUAAAAAAUAUAUAUUCAAAAUAAUUAUACACAGUGCAUCCACAUGUAUUAUGUAAACACAAACUUUUAUUUUGGAUGUGAUUAAUCGCGAUUAUUCGUUUGACUGCCCUACCUUUUAGCGCCGUUUAAACAUGCUCAUCAUAGUUGUGAAUAGUUUAUGAUGGUGUAGUUUGAUUCAAGUAUAUAAUCGAGUUCAUAGCCCUCAAUACUUUUAUAUUAAUAAACUACAAUAAUUCGGAAUGAAUUUUACUGAAAAGUUCUGCUUAUAUUUAUAAGUUCAUAACAAUUCACUGUAUUUUUCCAAUCUUUGUUAAAGCACAACACAAACUUGCUUGAUGUGUAAAUAUUUAUUAUUAUUAAUAAUAUUACAACAAGAAUUUGGUUCGCCAUUUGAAAAUGGUACUAAGAGGUUUCAUUUUUCGGCACAAAAUAUGUUCUCGUGAAACGUGUCCCGGACAGGUUUAGUGAGGUUCACACUUGUGUGUGUUGUGAAGCGUGAGUGUUUGGUUGCUGAUGUCUGUUAAUGCCUCUCGAGGUCAGAGGUGAAUCCUGCUGUUUUCAUUUAGAUGUAAAUAGACAAGUUAGAUCAUUAUUUUCACGUGUGGAUUAUUCAGCUCGGCUAAUUUCCGUUGUGAGAUUGCAGAUUUGAUGAUGGCCCAUGUUUGCAAAGAUCGUUCUGGAUCUUCACCCUGAAGCCAGACAAACAGGAUUCUUUCUGCUUGAUCAAUCCUCGUUUUGUUUCACGUUAGUUUAACAUUGCAUCUUCCCACAGUAAGUUCCAGACAGAUCGAGUUUGCCAAGUUUUCUCAUUAAGGGCAUUUAAAGGCAAAACUUCCCUAUGAAAGUUCAAAAAACGAUUAAUUUACACGCCAGUUGUUGCAGUUUCACUGAAUUAUGCAGUUGGUUUUGUAUGAAGUCUUCUUGUGUCCCUGGUGGUCGACAACACGUGUGUCUGGAACUGUGAAGAUGAAAAAAAUGACUUUUGUAUCUAUUUGUAUUGCUUCCUUGAAAAGAAAUGAUUUUGCGUCAUUCUGAUACUUGUAAAUAUAUUUUUGUAAGAUUUCUCGGCUGUCCCGAUCUUAUUUUUUGAUGUUGCAUAUCUGAAUAUUAGCAUUCUAGUACAGUAACGCCGUAGUGUAGUGAUCCGCCUCCUCACACACAGGCGUGGCUGCUUUCACCCUAACCAGUUUCUGCUCUGGAUGGGUGUGACGCCAACCUGACAAGCCUGUCCACUGGCCAGUGUGGCUGAAUAUCUCUCACACACACACUCGCAGCUCCGGUAGAGCGUCACUCGUGUCCUGUCUGAGGUUUUAGAGCUGAUUUGAAGAUGCCCUACAUUGUGAAUCCGCCGAGCGGCUCUGGGCAGGCGACCCUGGUGGAGAGCACGCAGGCGGACGGGAGGACGUAUGAGCAGAUCCGGCAGGAGUGUUUGCGGAAGGGGAAGUUGUUCGAGGAUCCAGAUUUCCCUGCCGUGGAAGACUCGCUCUUCUUCAGCCAGAGGGUCCCGGUUAACUUUGAAUGGAAGAGGCCGGGGGAAAUCUGCAAAAACCCACAAUUCAUCACAGGAGGAGCCACCAGGACGGACAUCUGUCAGGGGCAGCUGGGAGACUGCUGGCUGUUGGCAGCGAUCGCCUCCCUGACCCUCCAUGAGGAGACGCUGAAGAGGGUCGUCCCACAUGACCAGGGCUUUGAUCGCGGAUAUGCCGGUAUCUUCCACUUCCAGUUCUGGCAGCAUAAUAAAUGGAUGGAUGUGGUGGUGGAUGACAGACUCCCGUGUGUGAGGAGCAAGCUGAUGUUCGUCCACUCCGCCGACCAAACCGAGUUCUGGAGUGCGCUUCUGGAGAAGGCCUAUGCCAAACUGAACGGCAGCUAUGAAUCCCUGAAAGGUGGAAGCACCAUGGAGGCGAUGGAGGACUUCACCGGUGGCGUGGGCGAGAUGUACGAGACUAAGAGCGCCCCAAACAACCUCUUCACCGUCCUCAAGAAAGCGGUGGAGAGAGGGUCCAUGCUCGGAUGCUCCAUCGAUAUCACAAGUUCUGCUGAAUCCGAAGCCCAAACCUCUACUGGUCUGGUUAAAGGACACGCUUACUCCAUCACUGGAGUUGAAGAGGUCAACUACAGAGGAGCGAAGAUCCAGCUGAUCCGUGUCCGAAACCCCUGGGGUCAGGUGGAGUGGAACGGGCCCUGGAGUGACAACUCUAGGGAAUGGAGCAACAUUGACAGCGCAGAGAAGAAUCGAUUGCUACACAAUUCCCUGGAUGACGGAGAGUUCUGGAUGGAGUUUGAAGACUUCAAAUCCAACUACGAUAAGAUCGAGAUCUGUAACCUGACUGCAGACUCUCUCUCAGAUGACGUUGCAAAGAAGUGGGAGGUGAAUCUGUUUGAGGGCAACUGGAUCAGGGGCUCCACCGCUGGCGGCUGCAGGAACUACAUCGACACCUUCUGGACAAACCCGCAGUUUAAGCUCCGCCUGAAAGAGCCAGAUGAUGGCGAUAAGCUGUGUAGCGUGAUCGUGGCCCUGUUGCAGAAGAACCGCCGCCGCCUCAGGAAGGAAGGGCUUGACAUGGAAACCGUCGGCUUUGCCAUUUACGAGGCUCCUGAUGAUCAAGACCACCAGGGGAAGGACUUUUUCCGCUACAAUGGGUCUAAAGCGCGGAGCCGUAGCUACGUCAACAUGAGGGAGGUGUCCGAGCGCUUCCGACUCCCGCCUGGGAAUUACCUGGUGGUUCCCACCACCUUCCAGCCGCACAAGGAGGCCGACUUCCUGAUCCGGAUCUUCUCUGAGAAGAAAGCGGCAGCUGUUGAGAUGGGAAACACCAUUCAAGCAGAUCUGCCAGAACCACCGAAGCCAAACCCACCUGAGGAAGAGACCGAUGAGGAGAAGGGCCUGAGGAGACUUUUCGAACAGAUCGCCGGAUCGGAUAAAGCCAUCAGCGCCAGAGAACUGCAGCAUGUGCUGGACAGUGUCCUGAGCAGGAGAAAAGAGGUGAAGUUUGAUGGUCUGACCCUCAACACUUGCCACAGCAUCAUCAACCUGAUGGACGUGGAUGGCUCGGGAAUGCUGGAGUUCUCGGAGUUCAAAAUCUUCUGGGAUAAGCUGAAGAAAUGGAUCAUGCUGUUCCUGUCGUAUGACACGGAUCGUUCAGGACGCAUGUCUUCCUACGAGCUCCGCACCGCUCUCAACUCUGCCGGGAUGCAGUUGAACAAUAAGAUUUUGCAGUUGGUGGGUCUGCGGUUCGCAGACGAGAAUUAUCAGAUUGAUUUUGAUGAUUACCUGACGUGCAUCGUGCGUCUGGAGAACAUGUUCAGAGUUUUCCAAGCCUUUGACAGCAAAAAGACAGGAGUGAUCAGCCUGAACAUGCAACAGUUCUUGAUGUUAUCCAUGAACGUCUGAGGAUUCAGCAGGAACAGUAUGAUGGACGGGAGUGUUGUUACUGAACAGUUCUACACACACACACACACACACACACAGGGUCUUUCCCAUUGCUAUACUGACUAUAAACUCAUGUGAACGUUUUACUCUUGAUUGUUUUGUGACCAAAGUCUAUGAUUUGAGGCAUAUUCUCUCUAUGGAUUUUGCAAGAAAUUGUGAUAAUUGCAUGAUGUUGCAUUGUUCACAGAGCUGCUGAACCGCCAAGGUUUUAUCUCGAAAGGUGCAUGCAUAAUAAACAAAAUCGGGGCUAUAAAAGAAUAAAAACUUCAAUAAAAAUGACUGUGGCUUUUGUUAUUGACAAGCUGUGACAGAGCAACCAAUCAUUGAAAUAUGUUAAUUAUACAAAUAAUAAAUUGUUUCAUAUUAAACAAGGCCCAUGCAUUCUGUCAGUGAAUCAUCACCAGGAAAAAACAAUUAUUUAACUAAAUGUGUAAUGCAUUCCUGGUUAACCCUUGUGUUAUGUGGCGGGUCAAUUUGACCCAUUUUGAUUUUUGAGUUGUCGGAAAUACUGGUUUGUUUUUUUCUUGACAUUUUGUGACUUUUUCUUUUUUAGGAUCAGGAAGAUGCAUACAAAGUUUGAAUAUACGGUGAUUUGUUUUGACAUGUACACACAUCAUUUUACGUGAUGUUUGUGGGUCAUUUUAACCUGUUUGAAUGUUUUAAUGCAACUUGCACAGACCCAAAAUAAUAAAGUUUCUUGGUUAUA